Messenger RNA from Haplochromis burtoni (Burton's mouthbrooder), 2206 nucleotides. Its product is annotated as microfibril-associated glycoprotein 4-like. The transcript is spliced from 3 exons. NCBI's taxonomy places the organism in Eukaryota, Metazoa, Chordata, Actinopteri, Cichliformes, Cichlidae. The coding region runs from base 830 to 1288 and encodes 152 amino acids. The record is from RefSeq and is a predicted model, not a curated record. Gene Ontology annotation, biological process: elastic fiber assembly.
CUGAACUCUGUAAAAAGACACCCUGAGUUGAAGGUCUCCUUCAAAUGAAAUAAAAAGCAAAGUUAAAAUAUACAUGCAGCAAACCACUGUUUUGAUGGACACGUGCAGUCUGCAUAACUGUCUCUCCUAACAAGACCAGGUUUCCUCCAGAAAGUUUCCCAAUUACCUAUGAAGCCCACAUCUUUGGUGAUCACAGUGGUCGUACACAGGAAGGCAGAUGAUUACGGUAGCAGGUGAAUGAGGUGGAACUCCUACUAGGACAAGCUGAGGCAACUGAUGUGAACAGCAGUCUCCCUGAAUGUCUCCUCCUGAGGAACGAGGAGGUCAGGUGGUGCAGGAGCAGGAUGGGCGGUGACCAGCUCAGUAACAGGAACAGCACUGACCCUGGUGUUGAUCACAACAAGCUCAUGAUGACCUGAUGGUGGAGAACAUGAGGUGGUCGUGUGUGGAGAAAGGAUACAGUGCUGUAGAAACAGUUAAAGUGUGUAAAAGACUGUGAAUGUACUGUUUGCUGUCAUCUGAGAGAAAACCAGAGUUUCUCUGUAAUAAGCAGAGAGGAGAAGCGGUGUGGGGAAAACCUGCAAGCAGGCGUCUGGCUGCACUGCUGCAGGCUUCCAGAUACUCACUGUUGGAGGCUACAAGGAAUCAGCCCAGCUGUCUGCACGAUGUCCAAACUAAAGUCGCAGGGCGUUAGUGGUACCUGUCUGUGGUUCUGACUAAUCUUGAAUGCCGUGUAUGUCCAGCUGGUUACCCACCUUCUCGUCCCCAGGUGUUCCAGAGGAGGACGGACGGCUCGGUGAACUUCUACAGACCCUGGAGUCAAUACAAGAUGGGCUUCGGUAACCCUGCCAGAGAGUACUGGCUCGGCCUCGAGAGUCUCUUCCACCUCACUCUGAGGAAAAGGUACGAGCUGCUGGUCGACAUGGAGGACUUCAGUGGAAACGUGGCGUUUGCCCGUUACUCCUCGUUCUCCAUCAAUCCAGAGUCCGACGGAUACAGACUGCACGUGUCCGGAUUCAUUAACGGAGGGGCAGGAGAUGCCCUGAGUUGUCACAACGGACAGAAGUUCUCCACAUUUGACAAAGACCAGGACAGCUGGGCCGGGAACUGUGCCAAAUCAUAUCUGGGGGCGUUCUGGUACAACACCUGUCUCGGUGCAAACCCUAACGGGGUUUAUCGUUGGGGGGCUGAUGGUACUAUCUAUGCUGUUGGUGUGGACUGGUUCGAGUGGAAAGGUCUUAACUACUCCCUGAAGACCAUCAGCAUGAAGAUCCGUCCUGUGCAGUAAAUCCGCAGAACGAACACAGAGGCGUUUAUUAAAUAUAUAACUAUAAAUCUUUUACACAUGACUUUUCAAAUUUGUACUUUGUUCAUUUGAUGCAUUAACAUUUUGUGUGUUUUGUAUGAAACUUAAACCAAAUAAAUCUAUAUGAAGGCUGUUCAAACUGUACUACAGCAGCACACAAUAUGAAGCAGUUACAGUAAAACGUGAGACUGUUGCAGAUUUUUAAUGUGUGUUUUCACAGUUUAACAGUGUAACCUGUUUAUCCAUACAUGACAUACUGUGUGCAUGUUGGAUUUACUUCAUUCAACAGUGGACAUUGGUUGCACACAGAUGUUCUGUGUUGGCAGGACCUUAAACAGUUGAGUUAAAUUAACACAAGUGAUUCAUAUUCAAUAAACUUGAGCAUUUAGUGUUGAUUAAAUGUGACUGAAACAUGUUUUGAUGAAGUCAUUUGAGCUUCUGGAAUAUUUGAAUCCAUCACAAUUUUCUCACUUUGCUCCAACACUGUUCAAUAACUUUUACCCCAAUGCUACUUGGUCACUGAAAUACUCCGUGUUAUCUUCAUAUUACAUGUUGGUAUCAUAUUCCAGUAUCAAAUACACAAUUUUCCAAUGGAGGCCUUAUAACAGAUUGUAGAUGGUUGCCAGGAUCCACCAGUAACCUUUCAAAAUAAAAUGUCUGAUUUCACUGCAGUGACAGCAGGUAAAGAACUGACCUGACAUCACUGCUCUACUAAAUCAUAAACCAGCAGUAAUGCCAGUUUUUCACUGUUUUGUCGAGGUUCUCAGAGCAUCUUUAACUUUCAGAAUCAGUAUGACACGAGUGUUUCAGAGCAGCAGUCAGACUGUGAGUGUGUUUGAUGAAGCUCUGAUACCUGAUAUGAAUCAUUAUCAGAUGCAUGCUGAUAAUAAAUGAGAAGCA